Molecule: messenger RNA, 2363 nt
Organism: Tigriopus californicus
Lineage: Eukaryota; Metazoa; Arthropoda; Copepoda; Harpacticoida; Harpacticidae
Product: E3 ubiquitin-protein ligase UHRF1-like
Exons: 3
Coding region: 400-2238 (612 amino acids)
Biological process (GO): protein ubiquitination; negative regulation of gene expression via chromosomal CpG island methylation
Molecular function (GO): ubiquitin protein ligase activity; protein binding
Source: RefSeq, a predicted model, not a curated record
CCAAUGAAGGUGUGAACUUCGGCUAAAAACUCGAAGGGACAGAGAAACUUGCAAUGUCCCAGCUUUGUAGAUCAGUGUCAACUCUGUCAUUUAUUUGCCAAGUGUGUUCCCGCCAAACGCAGCGAAUUCGCGCCAACUCUCAUAAGCUUGAACGUGCAUCUCGUUGUGGUUUGUUCCAACAUCCAGGAUAUUGACACGGCACACUGUUCCAGCAACUCUUCUUUCAAACCGAAAUACGUUUCGGGAAUAUGAUAUAAAUAAUCAUGACAUUAUAACAAAUUGCGUCAGAAGUGACAUAUCGAUUGACAAUCUUGACAUUGUUGAGUGGGUGGAAAUAGGAACUAAGUCAGUCGAAAAAGGUGUUUGUAUUGUCCUCAAAACGUGUCCCCGUGCCUCAAAAUGCAUAUCAAGAUUCGCCAUGGCGGGCAGAUCUAUUUACUCCCGGAUAUCAGUAAAAUGUCCACCAUUCGCUCUUUGCGGAAGAAAAUUCAAGACAAAACUGGCGUGGAGCCCAAAAGACAACGGUUAAUCGCCAAGGGCAAACAAUUGGACGAUGAUUACACCUUAAUUGACUACGGUGUGGAUGUCAAUUGUCUUGUGGAUGUUCUGGAGCGCUUGGAGCUCCCCCGAAACGAGAAAGAAAUAUUUAGACUCGGAAUCAACGAGGAUGUCAAGGAAAAUGCGCCUCAAAAUGGACAAUUUGAUUCUCCGGAGCCAGAGGAGAAGGCUAUAGAUAUUCAAGAUAUUUAUCAUGGGGACCCAAAAGAUCUGGUGGUGGAAUGCAAACAAUGCAAUGAUAAUCCGAAGAAGAAAUGCGGCGAAUGCGGUUGUAAGAUUUGUCGAGGCAAAGAACGACCCGAAUUGAACCUAAUGUGCGACGAAUGCGAGUACUGCUAUCACAUAUUUUGUCUUGACCCACCUCUGGAAACCAUUCCCGAUGGAGAUUGGUAUUGUCCGGAGUGUAAGAACGACGAAAGCGAAAUUGUCGCCCCCGGAGCGAAACUCAAGGCUUCGUUGAAGAAAUCUAGAAUGCCUUCUUAUCAAAAUAAGUCGAACCGGGAUUGGGGCAAGGGCAUGGCCACAGCUGGUCGAACCAAAAGCUGUACCAAAGUGCCCAGCAACCAUUUUGGACCCAUUCCAGGGGUUGAGGUGGGCAUGUGUUGGAAGUACAGAUUGCAGAUGAGUGAGCAAGGGGUUCAUAGGCCACCUGUGGCUGGCAUUGCGGGACGCCCUACCGAAGGAGCAUUUUCAAUAGUAUUAGCUGGAGGCUACGAGGAUGACGUCGAUAAUGGUGACGAGUUUUACUAUACAGGUGCCGGAGGGCGUGACCUGAGCGGUAAUAAACGAACGGCGGAACAAUCCUUCGAUCAAGUCCUGGACAAGACUAAUCUGGCCAUCGCUGUCUCAUGUGACUGUAAAGUGGACAAGGAGAAGGGCGGGGAGGCAAAAAAUUGGCGCAAAGGCAAACCCAUACGGGUUGUUCGAUCUGAGAAGCUAAAGAAGCACUCUGCGUAUGCUCCCCAGGAGGGGUGUCGAUAUGACGGAAUUUACAAAGUCGUCAAAUACUGGCCAGAAAAGGGAAGAAGUGGUUACAUCGUUUGGCGAUACCUCUUCAGACGGGACGAUAACACCCCUGCCCCUUGGACUAAAGAAGGGAGGGCAUUAAUAGAACGAAAUGGCUUCACCUGUAUUUACCCGGAAGGUCACCUUGAAGCAAUGGCAGAGAAAGCAAAGUCCAAAGAUUUGAAGGCAAACCCCAACAUCCGCCAAGGCACGAAAAGAACGAGAGGAAACUCAUCUGAUGGACUCGACGAAGACGAUUUUGCUGACAUGACGAAAGCAAAACCGACGUUAAUUACUCCGGCCAUCAAACGCUUCAAGAAAACCACAAAAUACAACAUUGACGCAGACAUUCUAAGUCUCAUGGCUUUGGACAAACGCAAUUCAAAGCUUUGGGACGAUGUCAAGCAAACUGAGCUCCGAACCAAAUUUGACUUUACCAACAAAGUGGAAGAAAAUUUCCAAUGCCUUUGUUGUCAAGAUGUUAUAUUCAAGCCUAUAACGACUUCAUGUGGGCAUAAUAUUUGUCACUCCUGUCUAAAGAGAGCCUUUAAAUCGGAAUGGACUCAAUGUCCUUCUUGUCGCAACGAUCUCAAAGAUGAAGAAAUUCGAGUUAACCAUGAACUGGAAUCGGUUCUGCUCAAAAUAUUUCCAGGCUACGACAAUGGUCGCUCUUGAGUAACCUUUUUAACAUCAAACAUAUCUCCAACCUGUGUUAUAGUAUGUAGUAAAUGCAUGCACAAGUUUUGGUCACAGUACAAGUUUUUGAAGAAAUUGAAAUAAAAUUACUCCAUUGCGAAGGA